CUUCAUUCAGCUGACAUAUAACAAAAUAUAUCUAGAAAUAAUGACAGAAUAAAAGUUGAGCUUUCCAUAUGAUAAGAGCUAGAUUGAUGAACUCUUGUCUUGUGUUUUUACUCAUUGUUAAUGUCAAGGAGGAGAUAACCUACUUAGAGGAGGAUGAGAAUAAACCACCGUGUUUCGAGGCGAUGUGACGCUGUCUGUUAGUUGUGUCGAAGGUUUCCACGAGAAACCCUUCUAAUUCGUUAGCAUGGUUAUGGACGCCAUUGAUACUCUUUAUCGUACAGUCCUUAAUGAUAACGGUUUUAAUCAAAACUUUGAUAAAUCCUACUUUUUACCCUUCCUCAACACGUAUCAGUUGGACAGUGUGGAGACAGAAGCGGGUACGGACUCCCCACAAAUACUUUCCAAUGAGGUAAUGCCGGAUACCAUCGACGGUACUCCUAAUACUCCAAUGUAUACGAGCAACCAUUCGAACUAUUUAAUUUCCGAAAAGCAAGCUCUCCACUGUCUUUCGACUUCAGCCGUGGCAAAGGGCGCUUUUACGAUGAAACCCGACAAAGGAAUGUUCCCCAGUAGCUCCCCACAACAAACCGGUUUAUCUCAGAGAUUCACAUAUCGCCGUUCCACCUCAUCGGCCACUUCUUCUACCCAAACAGAUAGUCAAGGCCAGGUUGGUGGGUGGAUGGAACUCGAGAAAACAUCUGACUUCACGCCCUUGCUAAACAUACUUUGCCAGUCCACAGUUCUUCCUGUCUCCCCGCCAACUCCCCCAGCUCCAGUUCUUGGAGCACCUUCUCCUGCCUCUUCGCACUUCUCAACCUCGUCCAGCUCAAGCACGUUUGAAACUACUGAAACAAUGAUCCAAGAACAUUUCUUCGUCAGCUCUCCAAACCAACAGGAACUGCUACAAUUUGAUUCUGGUGGUGAAGGAUUCACAAUGAGGCAAUCUCCAGAGUACAGCAGCUGCACUGGUUCGGAGAAGAAUGUUGCAGCUAUAGUGGCAGCCACAGAUGGAAUGUCCCCACAGACUAUGUUGUUCCAUCAAGGAAUGGAAUUAUCGUCAUCGUCAGGACAGAAAUACCACUGGGGCACCAUAGGUUUUAACAUGCAUGAUUACGGAACUUUUCAAAGUAAAAUGAACUCUUCAACUGUAGUCCCGAAGCAAGAACUGAUCCCUGUAUAUCGCAUUCUUUCCGGACAUGGACUCGCCGAAUACAACCAAUCAACUAGUAAAGGACAUGAGAUCCUCAACCAGGCUUAUGAAGCUAGCUCAGUGCCUUUCAAGCUGAUUCCUUUAAAGCAACGCAAGUACCCCAAUAGGCCUAGUAAGACGCCAGUCCAUGAACGGCCCUACGCCUGUCCCAUAGAUGCUUGUGACCGGCGGUUCUCUCGCAGUGAUGAGCUGAAUCGUCACAUUCGGAUCCAUACUGGUCUAAGACCGUUCCAGUGCAGAAUUUGCGUGAGGUCAUUCAGUAGAAGUGAUCACUUGACCACCCACAUCCGCACACAUACGGGUGAGAAACCAUUUUCCUGUGAUAUGUGCAGCCGCAGGUUUGCUCGAAGUGACGAAAAGAAGAGACAUACCAAGGUUCACCUGAAACUGAAGCGACCGGUGACUCAGGAUUAAGUUAUCGAAGGCGCGGGUCCAAGAUACAAUAUACCUCUUUCUCAGGAUGACCUUUCCGCAACUCUUAUUUUAAAAAACUCAUUCUAUCCAUCAGAAACAGUGUCAGUGACUACUGCUUCCUUAAAGAGAGAGAGAGAGCUUAACAAGGGUCAGUCAUUCAGUCGUACAGUACAACAUAGCUUUGAUAAUGCCACCACCUGUGCCUCGAACCUAUUCUUUGCGACCAAAUUUUAUGACUUUUUGAAAGUGUUGAAUAUUGGUACCGUUAAACAUUAGACGAACAUAAAAUGUUUCUGAUACAGUUGCUUUUACACUUGUUGUCUUAAAUGAAAAUUGGGUAGACAUACGUUUAUUAUUGUGAACAAAUUGUUUUCGUUUUUAUUUUAUAUAUUAUCUAUAGUAUAUAUAAAAUAGCAUUAUUGUCAACCAUAAAUAAAGCUUUGUAAUCCACCGCGGGAACGCUCCACCGUUUUACCGAAUACAAAGUUGACCUAUACCAAGUUAAGCCUAGUCUAUUGUUAGCAAGCAGACACCCGCAAAACAUUUGCGAUCGAAUUAGGAUCUUUAUUACAAUAGUACUUUUUAAAUAUAUAAUUUCCAGAAUGAUACAAAUAAAUUCUAAUAGCAGACACUGAAAUCUAUAAGUCCACAUGUCUUAAGCCUAACAUUACGUAAGCCUUUAAAUACGGUCUAUGUUAGAUAUAGAUAACACUAAAUUGUUACGUUUUUCGCUUUAGACUUAGUUUAGUUUAGUUAGACGCAAAAUUUUACCAUACCUUGUACUAUCAAUAAAUAAACUUAUAGUGUUAUUGAUCGACUUAACGAUAGACCUUUUUAAAAACUUUAAGCUUUUAAUAUGUUAUUGUGCAAAAUGUCUACUAAAGUAAAGGAUAUUUCAAAUUUUUACAUGCGGAGGAAUGAAAUGCGCAUUUAGAUUGUGAAGUGCGCAUGCAUUUUCAGUACAGACAGAAAGUGUCGUUAUUUAAUUUUUUAGUGCAUAUUGGUGUAUAGAAGACACAUUAAUGCUAUAAAUAAACGACCUUAUAACACCAAAAUGUUGUUUUUAUUUAAUUAGACACUCAAUGUUUCGCUUUACAGCUUCUUCAGGAGCGUCCACUAAAGUGUUAAAAGGUCUUUUAUUUAUAGUAUUAAUAUAGUUUCAUGUUUACGUUCACUCAGGAGUAUCUCCAAAGUUACACUGUUGAAAGUAUUUAUUCCAAAACUGUGGAAUAAAUUUUCGUUAUUGUGUUAACUAUAGUGUAAAUACCGUAUUUCUUGAAGUCAAAAUAAUUAGUUACAAUUUCUUAUAUUAUAGAAUAUUUUUAUGUGCAUAAGUGAGUUUCUCUUGUCUAUAAGCGCAGUCAUAAAUGUACGUGACUUAAAUUUAUGUUAAUACAAUAAAAUAUUUUAUUGUAUAUAAUAUCUAUCUGCGAAUGUCUAGCUUUUCAAAUUUGCUACACUCUUCCAAGAUUUCAGUAAAUAAUUUUGUCAUAUACCAAAUGCCUUUCUAAAAUUUGGAAGUGUUUAUCUUAAAAACAAAGAAAAAAAUCUCGCCUAAUGAGGUGCAAUGAACCUAAAACUUGAUCAUGGGAAAAAUUAGAGACGACCCUUAGCAACUUUGGUAUUUUGUUUUCUCCAACACACAUUUGUUGUAGACAGAAUAGUUAUGCUAUAGCCAUCUUCAGUGUUAAACAUGAUAUGUUUUAUUUAUACAGAAUUGCGUUAAAUAUUUUUUUUUUCCAUUUUUAUAAACAGGCAUUAGUCUUUUAGAAGUUGUUUUGAAAUUAUAAUAACAUGAAUAAAAUUAUUUUUGUUCGAUUUCAUGUUUGAAAAUGCCAUACGUGAAAUUUGUAAUAAGAUUUCCGUUUGCUUUAUUUUUUUUUCUGUGAUAUUUAAAGUAUUAUUAAUGAAUGCCAUUUUCCUUGACACCUUUUAGGUUUAAGUUCCAUACAAAAGCUUUCAUCAAAUAUUUAUUUCGGCUCUUUUGAAAAUGUAUCAGCUUUAGAUAUUAGUCUUGUCAAACUUUACGUGCCUGUUUCAUUGUAUUUUAUUGGUAUAUCUCUAUUUAAAUAUGUGACUUUUUCUCAAAUCCAUAAACGUCUUUGUUAUGUGGUGAAUUGUUAUUUGAUUUCCAAGAUGGUUCAAUCUCAAAAUAUGUUUGGAGGAAAACUGUAUAUUUUCGCAAGUUCUUAUUAAAAUGAUCUCUAAUCUUGAGAAAUUAUAAAA
Messenger RNA from Limulus polyphemus (Atlantic horseshoe crab), 3850 nucleotides. RefSeq names its product early growth response protein 1-like. The transcript is spliced from 2 exons. The record is from RefSeq and is a predicted model, not a curated record. Bases 245 to 1624 code for a protein of 459 amino acids. Gene Ontology annotation, molecular function: DNA-binding transcription factor activity, RNA polymerase II-specific; RNA polymerase II cis-regulatory region sequence-specific DNA binding. Gene Ontology annotation, biological process: regulation of transcription by RNA polymerase II. Lineage: Eukaryota; Metazoa; Arthropoda; Merostomata; Xiphosura; Limulidae.